GGUGGAUUAGAUGCGAUAUGCGACGUGUGGGACAACAAGACAGCAAGAGCCCGGUUGCACAGGGUCACAUUUGUUCUCGGCGUAACAGCAGACGCCAAUGGUAUUAGGAGCUGAAGAGGGCGUUACAGGGAAAAAGUCUAUGUAUACAUACUCGUACUCCGAGAUUAGGUUGUUCUACCACAGAUGCCUACAAAGCUCAACUUGCUCGCAAGCUCGCCAAUCUCUUCGAUCGGGGUCGCUCGACCUCGCAGAUAGGACAAUCAUGAUCGUUCUCGGGAUGUCCUCCAAUUUCACGCUGCCAAUCCACCUCUUUCUGUUGAGCCAGUAGCUCACGUCUGGCCGUCCAAUAUGCUCUUGG
Molecule: messenger RNA, 358 nt
Organism: Aureobasidium pullulans EXF-150
Lineage: Eukaryota; Fungi; Ascomycota; Dothideomycetes; Dothideales; Saccotheciaceae
Exons: 1
Coding region: 98-328 (76 amino acids)
Source: RefSeq, a predicted model, not a curated record